UGACCUAGUCGUGUGGGUCAGGGAGAAGCUACUGAGAAGCUAGCACCGGUAGCGGCUCAUGGUCAUAGUGCUGCAGGGAGAAGGUCGAUAGUAGGACAGCAGCAUCCUCUUCUCUCCUUACCUCAAGCUUCCGUGUUGUCUGUGUGCUUCAUGCAAAAGACACAAAGCCAAACGCUUUUUAAAUUCCGUGGAUUUUAAAGAAAUAUACGUAGGUUGCCAACCGCUUAGCGAGCUAGCUUCAAGUUUAAGUGUCUUCUUCUUCUCCUCUGAACAUCUACAAUCAUGGCUGCGCUGAGAGCGUCUUAUCACAGGAUUUUGGACCGGAUCGAGCACAUACUGCCCGCCAAACUGAGGCCUCUGUACAACCACCCAGCAGGUCCCAAAACAGUGUUCUUCUGGGCCCCGAUGUUUAAAUGGGGUCUGGUGUUCGCUGGAUUGGCUGAUAUGACUCGACCAGCAGAUAAACUCAGUAUGUCCCAGUCUGGAGUGCUGACGGCCACAGGCCUGAUCUGGUCCAGAUAUUCAUUGGUUAUUAUCCCGAAGAACUGGAACCUGUUCGCUGUCAACUUCUUUGUGGGCAGCGCUGGGGCCUCUCAGCUGUACAGGAUCUGGAGGCACAAGCAGGACAUGAAGGCACAGGCUAAACAGGAAGCAGAGUCCUGAGGCUUUGGUUCCUGUGGCCAACAUAAAGGGAGACUCUCAUCAUCUCUACAUCACACCAUCCUGUCUCCAUAACACACCCAUGCCAUAACCAUUGUUUGUUCUACCACAUUAAGCCUGUUGGCCCUGUUGGAAAUAUGCACUUUUCCUUAAGUUUCAGAUUUCCUCAGGGUGAAAUAAAUAAAUAAAAAAAAAAAAAAAAAGUUUUUUAACUUUAGUCAACACGCACUCAAGAAUGGUGGUCAUCAACGCACAAAUACUAUUUGUUCGACAAGUUGUAUGAUUGUACAGUGUUUAAUUUAACAUCAUGCUUUAUUUAUAUAUAUAUAUAUAUAUAUAUAUAUAUAUAUAUAUAUAUAUAUAUAUAUAUACACAUAUAUAAUAUCAUGUACCAGCAGGUUCUAGUUUUUCUUCCAUCAUCUGUUUUCAGGUGUAGCAAUCAGUACCUCAACUGUUCCCGAAUACAUGUAACUCAUGGAUUUUCGUUGGAAGUGGUUUAAGGAAUGUUUCCGAAUGAAAUUACGCAGAAUGUCACAUACACGUACAUUUACAUAUUUAAAAUUUGUCCAGUCAUCUGUACCUCAUCGGUUAUUAAAUCAUAAUUGAUUAUCGUGUAAUGAUUCCUUCCAUUUUAAUGGCUUUAAAUGUUUUAACCUGUGAAAACAAGUCCUAAUUUAUGAAUCGCUUGAUUACGAAUAUUCUCUUGCAGCUUAAACUGUAUAGGAAGAUACCUUUGUUUCCUGAUUCUAUAUCAGGGAUAUGCACUCAGCUUUUUAUUGAGCCAACGAGCAACGCCGGUACUGACAUACUAAUGGUUUAUUAUUAUCAGUAACCUCUGUUUAAAAGGCCUUGUUGUUCUUCAGAAGGUGUUUUAUAUUGUUUCUCUGUAAGAAUAGUCGCUUCUUUGUCUCCGUUGUAUUUAUACACCACAGCCCACUGAUAAAUUUAGCAAUAACCUGUUUUGUCACUGAACCUAACUGACUGUUUGAACAAAUGGCACUUUGAGGGUUGAUCAUUAUGGCUCUGUGGCUCUGUAAUGCUAAUAAAUGCUCUUUAGCACCUACAGUUGA
Mugil cephalus (flathead mullet) is the source of this 1730-nucleotide messenger RNA. It is a transcript of the gene mpc2b, whose product is annotated as mitochondrial pyruvate carrier 2b. Lineage: Eukaryota; Metazoa; Chordata; Actinopteri; Mugiliformes; Mugilidae. The record is from RefSeq and is a predicted model, not a curated record. Gene Ontology annotation, molecular function: pyruvate transmembrane transporter activity. Gene Ontology annotation, biological process: pyruvate import into mitochondria. The transcript is spliced from 5 exons. The coding region runs from base 283 to 663 and encodes 126 amino acids. Gene Ontology annotation, cellular component: mitochondrial inner membrane.